Messenger RNA from Fusarium graminearum PH-1, 2769 nucleotides. RefSeq lists its product as uncharacterized. The record is from RefSeq and is a predicted model, not a curated record. Lineage: Eukaryota; Fungi; Ascomycota; Sordariomycetes; Hypocreales; Nectriaceae. The coding region runs from base 1 to 2769 and encodes 922 amino acids. The transcript has 7 exons.
AUGAGUCGACCAGUUUCUCACAAGGCCAGGGAGCAGAGCUUCAGCAAGAUGUUUGAUCAAACUACCUUGGCAGCUCGGAAACCCAGCUCGGAAACCAAUUCCGGUUCUAGUACUCCCAUUCGGGGAAGCACAAUCCCCUCCAGUGUCUCAACUCCUUUCAAGCCUCGAAUGUCUCGGCGUACCACUGCCGACUUCCAAGGGAAUGAUUCAAGAUCCCAUCCUGCGUCCAUCGCACCAUCACGACACUCCUUCAUCGGAGACUGUGAUAUCCAAGAUCCUUCUAUGUCAAGUGAAGGACAUGUCUUCCAGCCCGUCGAUGUGGACUCACUUUUGCAAUCUGCUGUAUCAAAACUUGAUGCUGAAGCCUUGAUCUCCAUCUCGUCCGAGACAUUGGUAAAGAUCAUCACUGCCAUCCCUCCCACCCAACGUUCACUUGUCUCUGAGUCAACUGGUGCUCGCAUCCCUGUUGUACCCAACUUGGAGGCUGUCACUCCCGACUUGUGCCACUAUUCCCGUGCAUGCAUCGUGCUAGAGGAGCGUGUUGUCUUGGUGUGGUCUCAAGAUCCCAAGGCUAUCGUCCAUGUCGCAGAUCAUGUGCAAGAAGAGCUCUUCGAAAUGACACAGACCUCUUCAGAAGAAGACUUCGACCGGCCCGACCGUGCUCGAUCGACCUUUACACAACUCAGCUUUGAUACCGCACCCGUUGCAUCUCCCACUAUUGUUCGUGGUGGUCUCGAUGAGAAGAAUGAAAUCUUCUCACGUGCCGUCGCUCUUGAAGAGAAUGAGGAUGAGAACGAAGAUGUUGAGAUGGCUGCCCCUCAACGACCGAGACUCAAGAUGCAUGCCUUCAAGAUCAGCGUUGCCAUAAUGCUGGUCAUCAUUACUCAGUCACUUGGUGUCAUCAAGCUUCUGAAUGAAUACUACUGGGAUGGUGGCUGGGCUCGUUUCGGUCUCCUUGCCACCAUUCCACCUUUGACCCUCUUCUCCCUCUUUUUCUUCAUCGUACUGGUCACCAGUAUCUUCCAACUGCUCCUCCCCGUCAGCGCAUGUCUCAAGAACUCCCGAUUCCACUCCGCCAUCAAGCCCAAUCCCAAGCGUCAUCGCGACUAUGAGCUGCCCCACAUCACCAUCCAAAUGCCUGUGUACAAAGAAGGUCUCAAGGGUGUCAUCGUUCCCACGAUGAUCAGUGUUAUGGCUGCCAUUGAGUAUUACGAGCAGCAGGGUGGUACUGCCUCUGUUUUCAUCAACGACGAUGGCAUGCAGGUCAUCCAACACGAUCUCGCUGAGGCUCGCAAGGCUUAUUACCGCGAAAACGGUAUCGGUUACACCGCUCGUCUUCCCAACUGUAAAGCUCCCAAGAAAGGCGACUUUCUGUCCUGGUUCAAGAAGUUGGACAAGAAUGCCGGGAACAAUGCCGAGAAGGAUGAGUCGGAGAUGUCACCGCAAGAACUUUCCAACAAGAUCGGAUUCCUGCGCAAGGGCAAGUUCAAGAAGGCUAGUAACAUGAACUACGGCCUUUCUUUCUCCAAUCGCGUUGAGGAUGAGCUGGUUCGCUUGACUCAGAUUGAGUGCCAACAGCGCCAAUGCAGCGAGGAUGAUCUCAAUGUUGAUGACGACAACCUCCUCUACCAACAAGCUCUGGCCAACAUGCUGGCUGAAGACAACGGUCGAACCUGUAAGUCCAUCAUCGAUCUUGGGUCUAGAACUGUACUAACUAGCGCAGGGGCUGAGGGCAACAUCCGCAUUGGAGAGCUCAUCUUGAUCAUCGACUGUGACACGCGAGUCCCUGUUGACUCUCUCUACUACGGUGCUCUGGAGAUGCACGAGAGCCCCGAAGUUGCAAUCCUACAGCAUGGAUCAGGCGUUAUGCAGGUUGUCCACAACACCUUUGAGAACGGCACAAUGCAAGACAUCGCCUUUGUCGAUCCAAGCGAUGGCCAGGAGAAGUGGUGGUCCGAUGCUCAUGUGUCUGAAGAUUUUGACAUCAGUCUUCGUGUCCAGAUGGCAGGCAGUAUCGUGCGUCUUGCAACAUAUCACAACGGCGGGUUCAAGGAGGGUGUCUCUCUCACACUUUACGACGAGUUGACUCGCUGGGAGAAAUAUGCCUAUGGUUGCAACGAACUUGUCUUCCAUCCUUUCUACCAAUGGCCUUACAAGGGUCCUGUCACGAGACUGUUCCUUCGCUUCCUCUGGAGCAACAUGCCCAUUACCAGCAAGAUCACCAUCACAGCCUACAUCUUUACUUUCGCCAACUACAUCAUCAUCGGACUGUUCCCCGACAAGCUCGAUCACCUCUACAUGCCUUCUUGGGGUAUCUGGCUAUCCCUCGUCAUUGUCUUCAACGGUCUUGGCUCAGUGGCUUUCAGCAUGGCUCGCCAUCAAUUGAAGGAGGAAGUCUUUUGGCGAGCUUUCCUACAGUCCAUGAAGUGGCUUCCCUUCUUGGUCAUCUAUUUCGGCGGCAUCAGUCUCAACUGCGCCAAAGCUUUGCUUUGCCAUGCCUUCAGUAUCAAUAUCGAGUGGGCUUCCACCGCCAAGGAACCUGGACCCAGUGGCUUCUUCAUUGGUCUUGAUAAGAUGAUUGAGAGCUUCAAGUAUACCUGGAUCAUCUGCAUUGUUUUGUCAGUUAUGAUGAUCUACUUUGCUGUGGGCGCACCUUGGGGAUACACCAUCACCCCUGGUCCCCAUUCAACAGCCGUGGUGGCUAUCGUGCCUCUUGCUAUUCAGGUCUGCAGCGCGUUUUUCCUUCCUCUUACGCUUGGAUUGAACUAG